AUGUUUAUAAUUUAUAAAACAAAAUUAAAUAGAACAAAAAAAAGAGAAGCUAAAUUAAAAAAAACAAAAGGAGGGGAAGCCCCCCCUGCUGGACCGCGGCCCAGCUGGCCAUCGGGCCAACCAGGCCGGCCCAGGUCGGCCCCCACUCCUCUCCCUUAUCCACCCCACUCCCCCACCGACAACCCCCACCUCCCCACUCCCUCGCUCCCCCACUCCCCGAUCCCAUCUGGAUCGGGGCAACGACCGCGACGCCGCCGCCUCGCCCACGUCGCCGGACGCCCCCAUCGCCUCGACGCCCGCGUGGACCCCCUUCCCCGCGCCCCGACGCUGGUGCUGCCCUUCGCCGGACCUCGACCACCUCCUCCGCCACCUCGCCUCCCCGUGUCGGCCUCGACAACCCCGGCCCGAGCCACCACCCGUGGCCCCAUCACCGGAUCGCCGCCGCCCGGAGCUGACCUCGCCCGACGCUGCCCCGCCGUCGCCGCGUCCCCGUCCUCCUCCCCGCCGGACUGCGUCCGCCUUCCCGACACGGCGACGACGCCUCGUCCCCAUCCUCCUCCACAACGGUCGCCCCCGAGCCUCGCCGGCCCGCUUCUCUCCAACGCCGGUGAGGCCACCUCCGGCCUCCAGUCCCUUCUCCCUUCCCCGCGCCGUACCCGCCCGCUGCCCGCCUCGCAUCGCCCCACCGCGCCUGUUCCGGUAGCCGCCCGUGCCGCCGCGGAUGUCGACUCCGCCGUCGACGCCGGCCAAGUCCGGCCGCCCCGCGACCACCGGUCGACGUGGUCGACCACUAGCUACCCAUCGGUCCCCUUCGCGCAUCGAACCGACGCCC
Aegilops tauschii subsp. strangulata is the source of this 832-nucleotide messenger RNA. The record is from RefSeq and is a predicted model, not a curated record. Lineage: Eukaryota; Viridiplantae; Streptophyta; Magnoliopsida; Poales; Poaceae.